AUGGCCUCCCAGGGUGCCACGCUGCAAAACUACAACAACGAGACUCGAUGCAACUCAAUUCCUUCAGCUGUACAUGUGCAGUGGGAAGUGCUUGUGGACUUUGCCGAUGUGCCAGAGGAGCUGGUGAAGUCGAUUGAAGAUCUCCGUGGCUCAGCUUGUGUGCUCGCUGCCACGGAGGAAGAGGACAAAGCAAAGAUCCAGAAGGAGCUUUCCAUCCUCACUGACCGCUUGCAGAAGAUCAACGAAAGCCUCGUUCGCAAGACUCAGGCCCGGAACGAGUACGACAAGACCAUUCAAGAGACGGAGGCCGCGUACAUGAAGAUUUUGGAGUCGUCGCAGACCCUCCUGCACGUGCUGAAGCGUGAGACGGUGAACUUGACCAAGAAGAAGGGCGAGCAAUGA
Molecule: messenger RNA, 402 nt
Organism: Symbiodinium sp. CCMP2592
Lineage: Eukaryota; Dinophyceae; Suessiales; Symbiodiniaceae
Source: the annotation of a GenBank genome assembly